CCCGCUGUCAGCUGGAGGAAGCGGAGUAGGAAGCGGCCGCGAUGUCCUUUUGUCCUACAAGCCGCCGGCGGCGCCGCCGAGUGAGGGGACGCGUCGCGGCGGGGCGGCGCGGCCCGAGGAGGCGGCGGAGGAGGGGCCGCCCGCGGCCCCCAGCUCACCCCGGCUCUCCUGGCCGCUCGGCCCCCAUGCCUGCCCGCCCGCCCUGCCGGAGCCCCAGGUGACCAGCGCCAUGUCCAGCCAGGUGGUGGGCAUUGAGCCUCUCUACAUCAAGGCAGAGCCAGCCAGCCCUGACAGCCCAAAGGGUUCCUCGGAGACUGAGACUGAGGCCCCUGUGACCCUGGCUCCUGGCCCAGCUCCCACCCGCUGCCUCCCUGGCCACAAAGAGGAGGAGGAUGGGGAGGGGGCUGGGCCUGGUGAGCAGGGUGGUGGGAAGUUGGUGCUCAGCUCCCUGCCCAAACGCCUCUGCCUGGUCUGUGGGGACGUGGCCUCCGGCUACCACUAUGGUGUGGCAUCCUGUGAGGCCUGCAAAGCCUUCUUCAAGAGGACCAUCCAGGGGAGCAUCGAGUACAGCUGUCCGGCCUCCAACGAGUGCGAGAUCACCAAGCGGAGACGCAAGGCCUGCCAGGCCUGUCGCUUCACCAAGUGCCUGCGGGUGGGCAUGCUCAAGGAGGGGGUACGUCUGGACCGUGUCCGGGGUGGGCGACAGAAGUACAAGAGGCGGCCAGAGGUGGACCCACUGCCCUUCCCAGGCCCCUUCCCCACUGGUCCUCUGGCAGUGGCUGGAGGGCCUCGGAAGACAGCCCCAGUGAAUGCACUGGUGUCCCACCUGCUGGUGGUUGAGCCCGAGAAGCUGUAUGCCAUGCCUGACCCAGCGGGCCCUGACGGACACCUCCCGGCCGUGGCUACCCUCUGUGACCUCUUUGACCGAGAGAUCGUGGUCACCAUCAGCUGGGCCAAGAGCAUCCCAGGCUUCUCGUCACUGUCGCUGUCUGACCAGAUGUCAGUCCUGCAGAGUGUGUGGAUGGAGGUACUGGUGUUGGGUGUGGCCCAGCGCUCACUGCCACUGCAGGAUGAGCUUGCCUUUGCUGAGGACCUGGUCCUGGAUGAAGAGGGGGCUCGAGCGGCUGGCCUGGGGGAACUGGGGGCUGCCCUGCUGCAACUGGUGCGGCGCCUGCAGGCCCUACGGCUGGAGCGUGAGGAGUAUGUCCUGCUGAAGGCCCUGGCCCUCGCUAACUCAGACUCUGUGCACAUUGAAGAUGCCGAGGCUGUGGAGCAGCUGCGAGAAGCUCUACACGAGGCCCUGCUGGAGUAUGAAGCUGGCCGGGCGGGCCCCGGAGGGGGUGCUGAGCGGCGGCGGGCAGGCAGGCUGCUGCUCACA
This is a messenger RNA of Vicugna pacos (alpaca), 1378 nucleotides long. It is a transcript of the gene ESRRA, whose product is annotated as estrogen related receptor alpha. Gene Ontology annotation, biological process: regulation of DNA-templated transcription. Lineage: Eukaryota; Metazoa; Chordata; Mammalia; Artiodactyla; Camelidae. The record is from RefSeq and is a predicted model, not a curated record. Gene Ontology annotation, molecular function: sequence-specific DNA binding; steroid binding; zinc ion binding. Gene Ontology annotation, cellular component: nucleus.